AUGCCAAAUUCUCCUAAAAAGUCGUCUAAGAGAGUAAUUAAGGAAGAGAAAGUUGAAGAUAAGCAUGGCAAAAAUCUGAAGCAGGCAAAGUUGGACAUAUUUUCAUCAGUUACUAAGGCUGAGUUAAAAAUAAGAGAUGAUUUAGAUCACACAUUUGAGGGUCACAAAGAGCUAGCAAAGAAAUAUCGAAAAUUUGUGGGAGCUCACGUUAGUGCAUCAGGAGGAGUAGAUAAAUCCGUGAAUAAUUCAGUAAAUAUAGCAGGGACAGCAUUUUCUAUGUUUCUUAAACCAUCUCGUGGAUGGAAUGCUCCUCCCUUGAAGCAAACAACAAUUGACCUUUUUAAAAAAAAUUGUGAAAUUAAUGAGAUUGAUUAUCAUAAGUUUUGUAUUCCACAUGGCUCUUAUUUGAUAAAUUUGGGAAACCCGGAUGAAGAGAAAAGAAGUAAAAUGUACAUAGCAUUUGAAGACGAGCUCAAAAGAUGUGAUGCAUUGGGAAUUAAACUUUACAAUUUUCAUCCCGGGUCUACUGUUGGGCAGUGCACUAAAGAAGAAUCCAUUAAAUUUAUUUCGGACUGCAUUAAUAAAGCUCACCAACAGACUCACUCAGUGAUUACUGUUUUGGAAAACUGCGCAGAAUCUAAAUGUGUUGGUUACAAAUUUAAAGAGCUUGCUGAGAUAAUCGAUAAAGUUAAAGAUAAAAGCCGUGUUGGAGUUUGCCUCGAUACAUGCCACCUUUUUGCAGCAGGAUAUGAUGUUAGAACAGCAGAAAGCUUUAGUAAAGUGAUGGUAGAAUUCGAAGAUGUAAUUGGACUUAAAUAUUUAAAGGCAAUGCAUUUAAAUGAUUCAAAAGGGCAGUUCAAAUCUGGCUUAGACAGACAUGAAAAUUUGGGAAAGGGUAAUAUUGGUAUGGAAUGUUUUAAGUUUAUCAUGAACGAUUCAAGAUUUAACGAUAUCCCUUUAAUACUUGAAACUCCUGACCCAAAUAAUGAUGAUAGAAUUUACAAAAAAGAAAUUGCCACAUUAUAUGACAUGUUGGUUCAAAACGAAGUAAAUAAAUGA
This is a messenger RNA of Cryptosporidium ubiquitum, 1059 nucleotides long. RefSeq names its product apurinic apyrimidinic endonuclease apn1. Gene Ontology annotation, cellular component: mitochondrion; nucleus. Gene Ontology annotation, biological process: base-excision repair. Gene Ontology annotation, molecular function: DNA-(apurinic or apyrimidinic site) endonuclease activity; phosphoric diester hydrolase activity; zinc ion binding. The coding region runs from base 1 to 1059 and encodes 352 amino acids. The transcript has a single exon. NCBI's taxonomy places the organism in Eukaryota, Apicomplexa, Conoidasida, Eucoccidiorida, Cryptosporidiidae. The record is from RefSeq and is a predicted model, not a curated record.